CGAUGCGGUUACCUGUUAGAUCUACCUUGCCAAGACUUUUCAGUUUUCACUGUGCAGGAUAAGGCGAAAGAAAAUUGUCCGGAUUGGUCAUUUUAAGCAGUCUUUCUAAGAAAACCGUUGCCUUAAACAAUCUUCAAAUAUGUCGGCACCUUUGGAAAAUCUUGAAACUCAAUUGGAAAUGUUUAUUGAGAAUGUUCGACAAAUACGCAUUAUUGUGUCCGAUUUUCAGCCCCAAGGCCAAAAUGUUCUCAAUCAAAAGAUCCAAGGCCUGGUUAGCGGUCUGCAGGAAAUAAACAAAUUAAAAAAUCAGGUUCAAGAUAUCUAUGUACCCUUUGAGGUCUUCGACUACAUUGAUCAGGACAAGAACCCCCAACUGUACACCAAGGAUUGUGUGGAGAAGGCAUUGGCCAAAAACGAAGAGGUCAAAGGUAAAAUCGAUGCCUACCGCAAAUUCAAAUCAAAUAUGUUGGCGGAACUUUUCAAGACAUUUCCCAAUGAGAUGAACAUGUAUCGUGCAUAUCGUCCGGAUUCGGUGUAAUUGUGUAGUUGGAUGAUGUUGUGCGGCCAGCACGGACUGAACCUGAACUCUUCUAUAUAUAUUACAUUUACAAAUAAUAAUGAAAGUAACAACAAAAAAAAUCAAGUUAUAUUAAGUUAAGGGAAAACAAUAAUAAUCAUUAUAAUAAAUUAAUAUAAAACUGUA
Messenger RNA from Musca domestica (house fly), 703 nucleotides. RefSeq names its product mediator of RNA polymerase II transcription subunit 10 (gene MED10). Gene Ontology annotation, cellular component: chromatin; mediator complex. The record is from RefSeq and is a predicted model, not a curated record. Bases 140 to 538 code for a protein of 132 amino acids. Gene Ontology annotation, biological process: positive regulation of transcription by RNA polymerase II. NCBI's taxonomy places the organism in Eukaryota, Metazoa, Arthropoda, Insecta, Diptera, Muscidae. Gene Ontology annotation, molecular function: transcription coregulator activity. The transcript is spliced from 2 exons.